Symbiodinium sp. CCMP2592 is the source of this 1596-nucleotide messenger RNA. Lineage: Eukaryota; Dinophyceae; Suessiales; Symbiodiniaceae. The record is from the annotation of a GenBank genome assembly.
AUGGAUGUCGAGGCCCAGAUGUCCCUGAUGUGGGGGCACGUGCUUCCCUCAGUAGUCAUCUCCCAGCAGGCAUUGCCGGAGACAGAGAAGGAGAAGCAAACACCGGGCGAAAAUGCAAAGCGCAAGCCACAGAGCCAGGGCGUGAGGCCGUCGGGCAAGGGCGGCGGAAAAGCUCGAAGUCGACAGCGAGGCAGCGGUUGGGACAACACGCGGAGCGCACCGACGCACAAUCAGCAGAACAACCAGCAGGAGCUCCUGGAGAUGGCGAUCAAGCUGAUGCUCAGGCACGAGGCAUUCCUCAGCCGACUACAGAUGGACAUGGUAUACAUCUUCACCUUCAAGAAUCAGCCCGGUGCCCCCGACGCCCUUCUUCCCACUCUCUAUCAGGUCUCGCUGGAAUGGCGCAACAAGUACCAGGACAACCCCUCAGCUCUGAACCGAUCUCUGAGAGUGACCAUCUUGCUUUGCCUUCUGACCGAGCUAAUGAAAAGGGUUCGGCGGCUCACGGACGAUGCAGCGGGGGAGGCAUUGCAGGUGAUGAAGAAUGCAGGCUGGUUGACAUCCGAGACACAGUGCGUGUAUCAAGUCUGGAGCCACUCGGAGAGCAAACUACAGACGGACGAAACCCGGGGCACCAUGUCCAUGAUGGCGGCGAUCGAGUUGCUACAGAGCAUGCUGAACCUGCUCGACCAACCAGAGAUCUUGUUAAAGUUUGCGGCGACGCGACCGCUUGCACAGGAGAUGAGCGGACAUCAAAUCUCCUUCAUUUGCGAGGUGUCGCUGAGGCACCAAGCUGCGGACAAGCUUUACACGCAAAUGGGCAAGCUGAUGGGUCAUGCUAUGCUGCACCUGUCAGGUGAGCGGGAUUUUCACAUGGGCAGGCUCAAUAUUGCUUUUCAUGCAUUGCUACAACAACAGAUGAAUCGCAUCUCAGUGCCAGGGCUAGUGCCAUGGCGACUGGCAUUGAUGACUUGGCCUCAGCCUCAACGUCAACAUGACGUGGUGGAGUUUGCUUCAUUCAUCCUGGAACAGGCGAGCGCAGUUUCCUUUGAUGGGGCAUGGGAGGCGCGUGUCAUGGACCAUGUAUGUUGGUCGGCAGAUGGCGGCAGCCUUGAAAACCCGAUCUCGCUGGAACUUGUAGCCUCAGGCUCACUACAACAUGCUAUUUCUGGUUGGCACCAACAGGUGUACCCAAUCAACCGACAGGCAUACCCGCAUGCAUUGAGUAGCCCUCCUCGCAUUUUAUGCUUGCGACUCAACAGGUUUUGUGAACGAGAUGGGGGAGUGCGGAAAGAUCAGAGUGCGAUCAUGCUGAGGCCACGUCUAUGUGUGACGAUGCCACUUUUUGCUGAUUCACAUGCUGUUCGAGUGGUUCCCAUUCGUUACAUGCUCACGGCGGGCAUCUACCACUUGGGUGAGAGCCCUGAUGCAGGCCAUUAUCGUGCAUUUGUGAGUGGCUAUUCUGAGCGCAACAAGAAGAAGUUUCACGUAUUUGAUGAUAAUGUUCAGGCUGUCAUUGCUACUGACAGUGAUGUGCAAACGUUAAGUCGUAAUUGUUACUUAUUGUUUUUCGUUAGGCUUACUUCUCAGUCCUGA